Talaromyces marneffei is the source of this 1752-nucleotide messenger RNA. RefSeq lists its product as uncharacterized. Bases 1 to 1752 code for a protein of 583 amino acids. NCBI's taxonomy places the organism in Eukaryota, Fungi, Ascomycota, Eurotiomycetes, Eurotiales, Trichocomaceae. Gene Ontology annotation, molecular function: RNA polymerase II cis-regulatory region sequence-specific DNA binding; protein dimerization activity; DNA-binding transcription factor activity, RNA polymerase II-specific. Gene Ontology annotation, biological process: positive regulation of transcription by RNA polymerase II. The transcript is spliced from 3 exons. The record is from RefSeq and is a predicted model, not a curated record.
AUGGGUCGGAGGAAGAUUGAAAUCAAGGCCAUUAAAGAUGACCGCAACCGUUCGGUGACAUUUCUGAAGCGAAAAGGCGGUCUGUUCAAGAAGGCGCACGAGUUGUCCGUACUGUGCUCUGUCGAUGUCGCCGUCAUUAUAUUUGGCCACAACAAAAAGUUAUACGAGUUUUCAUCAGGUGAUAUAGCAGAAACCUUGGGUCGGUAUCAAUACUGGGGUCCGCCGCAUGAACAUAAAGGUCCGAGUGACUUCUCAGGCAGGGGUGGUGAUGACGAUGAGGAGGAAGUUGACGAAGAUAUGAUUGCGGAAGAAAUGGGCGCUUCAACUCAAAAUAUCAUACCGCCCCAGCUUCAGAAUCAACCCGGGUAUCAACACUUGAACCACGCUCCAUCUGCAUCUCCUCCAAUUCCCAAUGGUAUCGCUUUCGCCCCCCGUCACGGAACGCCACAACCACAAAACUCAUCCCGUCCUUCUUCGCGAAACCAUGUUCGUCAGAUGAGCACACAAUACGGUGGACAGGGGCAAGCACAUGUGACCCCUCCACCUCCUGCGAACCCCAACGGCUAUGCUUACAUGGCGAACCCGUCAAUGUAUAAUCCCAAUUCAAACCCAGAGAUGAAUGGCCGACCCCCGCAACAAGGCCAAUACCAUCAUUUCGCUCACCCAGCUCACCCCGUGACUUCACAAGCUCAAUCCUUACAACAGCAACACCAGCAUGCUCCACACCAACCUCCUCAUCUUAACGUGCCUACGCAUCAACAUCAACCGAUGCACCAUUCGUACAUGCAAGAUCAGGGACGGCACUCCCUGCCCCCGUCAAUGUCGACUGAUACCCAGCAGUAUCAAUUUCGGCCAACAUUGGCACUCCCCGACCCAACAGGGGCGCAGCAAGCCGGUGAGGUCAAGGUUGAAGGUGGCUCAUCACCAAAGACCAAAUCGCGUAGUAUCUUCACACCGAUUGACGACCAAACGUCGGUCUUUUCGCGUCAUUUAUUCGGCAGAGCGCCUUUGCGCGAAUCGCCGCAACGAGAUACGUCAGUCAAGCAGGAACCAAAAACCACAGGACCGGUCAGCCAAACUCUUCCUCUGCCUAGAGGCGGACCACCGCCGCCGCCACUAAACAGAGCUGCAACUGAACCCCAAAGAUCGCAAUCAACACCGUCUCUGAGCGACUCACAACAACCAUCGCGGCCCAAACCGCGGCUCAAGGUCCAAAUUCCAAGUGACCACUCAGACAGUGGCAGCGUGACGUCCUCGCCUCGCGAUUCGACGGGUAAGACAGCUUCAACUUCCGCCAAGAAAUCCUCUGAAACUGGUGGUUCUACGGGCGUCGUACAACUACCUCCUCCUCCGCCAUCUCCAGGCACUGGCGGGCCUAUUCUUAGUGCCGGUGCGCAGGGCCCACCGAAUCCUUUCGCUCGUCCAGCUCCGCCUGGUUCGAGCGCGCAGAACGGUGGUGGGUACGGUGGCAGUAGUAGCAGCAGCAGUAAUCAGAACAUGGAAACGCCGAUUUCGGCACUACCUAGUCGAUUCGUUUCCGAUGCUCUUCUUCCUUCUCCUUCAAGCUUCUUUCCUGAGUGGGGUUUCGGCAGGACCGGCCCAGAUACGAGUAUGUUACCGAGUCCGUUGCCCUUCACUCCUGCUGUGCAGAGCGGGCCUGGUUUUGCGCGCGACGAGGAAGCUGAGAAGAAGCGGAAGAAUUCUGACGAGGGAGGGCCUGCAGAAGCAGCUGGCAAGAAAUUGAAGACAUGA